AUGGGUUCAUUGCCAUCGGCUCGAGUCAAUCGCCCGUCUCGUGCAUUCAUCGAAUGUGGAGUAGAUUACGCCGGACCCGUCAGGAUCCGCUCGGCAGGCGGACGUGGUCAUCGCGCGCACUUAGCGUACAUCGCAGUAUUUAUAUGUAUGGCGUCUCGUGGGGUGCAUCUUGAAGUUGUUACUGACUACUCGACACAGGCAUUUCUAGCUGCCUUUCAGCGAUUUUAUUCGCGCCGUGGCUUGCCUAAAGUCAUGCACAGCGACUGCGGAACAAAUUUCGAAGGUGCUGAUGGAGAACUGCGCAGAGCGUAUCGCGACGCGAUUCAAUCGAAUGAGCUUCGCGUUCGUGUGGCUGAACAAGGCGUGGAGUGGCAGUUUAUUCCUCCUGCUGCACCUCAUUUCGGUGGGUUGUGGGAGGCAGGGGUACGCUCCAUGAAGCGCCAUCUCAAACGUGUGUUGGAUCCGCACACUCCAACAUAUGAAGAACUGGCAACACUUCUAUGUCGCGUCGAAGCUUGCCUUAAUUCGCGCCCGUUUUCGCCGCUUACAGAGGAUAUUGAGAGUCUUGACGUUAUUACGCCUGCGCAUUUACUUAUCGGUGGUCCACUCAAUUCCGCACCGGCGCCGCUAAGCGUCGACUACUCGAUUAAUUAUCAUAAGCGUUGGCAAUUAUAUCAGCACCUCUUGGAGCGAUUCUGGAUAAGCUGGUCGCGGGACUAUGUAACUUCUUGCCAGCAUCGCUCCAAGUGGGCUUCUCGCACGCCUUCUGUCAAAGUCGGUCAAAUCGCGUUAUUGCGCAAUGAUAAAUUACCCCCCGCUAAAUGGGAUCUCGCCCGUGUUGUUGCGUGUCAUCCGGGACACGACGGUCUAAUUCGAGUGGUCACAGUUCGUACAGCGACGUCCACAUACAAGUGGCCGAUUUCAAAACUUGCACUGCUACCGAUUGACAUUGAAGAGAGUUCGGCUCAUGUCUCCCCGAGGCCAGUGUAA
Messenger RNA from Mycetomoellerius zeteki, 990 nucleotides. RefSeq lists its product as uncharacterized. Gene Ontology annotation, molecular function: nucleic acid binding. Gene Ontology annotation, biological process: DNA integration. The record is from RefSeq and is a predicted model, not a curated record. Lineage: Eukaryota; Metazoa; Arthropoda; Insecta; Hymenoptera; Formicidae. Bases 1 to 990 code for a protein of 329 amino acids. The transcript has a single exon.